Messenger RNA from Asterias rubens (European starfish), 1214 nucleotides. RefSeq names its product EGF-like repeat and discoidin I-like domain-containing protein 3. The transcript has 8 exons. The record is from RefSeq and is a predicted model, not a curated record. NCBI's taxonomy places the organism in Eukaryota, Metazoa, Echinodermata, Asteroidea, Forcipulatida, Asteriidae. Bases 60 to 1214 code for a protein of 384 amino acids.
AUGAGGACAACGCACAGAGAUUCUCUGGAAAUACAAAUCGACGUACCAGAGUAACCAACAUGUUCAUUGAGAAAAUCAGAGCACGCUACAUCCGCAUCACACCAACUGGGUAUCAUCGGCAUCCUGGGAUGCGUAUUGAACUCCUUGGAUGUAAUGAACGCUUCUUUUGUUUGGAUCGUCUCGGAAUGGGAGAUGGCAGCAUUCCAGACUACAGAAUCACAGCAUCAAGUCCACAGCAGAGGGAAGAUGGUAACUGUCAACCAAGCAAUGUACGACUCACUCAAUCAGCAAACAGUCAGACUAUUGGCUGGUGCCCUGAUCCUAAUGACAUCAACCCAUGGUUACAGAUUGAUCUCGAAAGUAAUGUCAUAGUAGAGGGAAUUAUGAUGUUGCAGGGAUCUGAUCAGGUAAUCAAUGAAGAUGUGAGUCAUGGGUACCGGCUGGAGUACAGUGAUGACCAGAGCACUUGGCAUACUAUGGGUUCAGCACAGAUUAUCCGAAGAAACACCGCAGCAGACUCGGUAGCUACCAGCAUGUUCAAUCCACCAAUCACUGCUCGUUAUAUCCGCAUAUCACAAAACCAGACUGAUGGCUCUCUGUGGAUACGUGUUGAACUACUAGGGUGCAAAGUACGCUGGGUAUGUAGACAACGCCUUCUUAAUAAAGCCCAUAUCAUUUCCGACGAAUCACCACGGCUUCAGAUUGACCUGCUGUUAGUAACACUAGUUGAGGGAGUCAUAGCACAAGGGAAAAAUGAAACGUCAUUUCAAGUGGAAUACAGUCUCGACAACGUUACCUGGGUCAACGUAAGCCACCAGGGAGAACCUCAGACAUUCAUUGGCAGCACAGAACAAUCACCGGUUACAAACAUAUUGUUUGAGCAGCCAAUCAGAGCACACUUCAUCCGCAUCACACAAAUCGAAAACGGUGGAUAUCCAGCUGUAAGCAUUGAACUCAUUGGAUGCAGAAAUAAUAUUCUUGAGACUGCCAACAAUCAAGCCUUCAGCUUUCACCAUCACACAGAUAUUAACCAAGGCUCAACAAACUGCCCAGGUCUGAAUAGUGAAGGAGGAUGGUGGUUUAAUAGAUGCUCUGGUAUACCUGGCGUAGAUAAUAACCUUAAUGCUGAAUAUAUCCAACCUGGUGAUACUAUGGGUCCAUACAAACGAGUCAUUACACAGUGGUUUAAGACCCAGACAUCAGAUAGCUGCUGA